This is a messenger RNA of Hevea brasiliensis (rubber tree), 1362 nucleotides long. RefSeq lists its product as uncharacterized. Bases 181 to 1137 code for a protein of 318 amino acids. The transcript has 10 exons. Lineage: Eukaryota; Viridiplantae; Streptophyta; Magnoliopsida; Malpighiales; Euphorbiaceae. The record is from RefSeq and is a predicted model, not a curated record.
CGAAAAAAGGGGUAAGCUAAGCUACCAUUGGAAUUGGCAAAUGACAUGAGAGAGAGAGUUACUGACAUUUGCUCUUGGAUCUACCAAACAGCUUUAGCAUAAUAGCAUGGAUGGUGGUGGCGGCGGUGGCGGUGGCGGUGGCGGUGUUGCUGUAACGAGGUUGAAGUCAUUAUUCAAUUAAUGGAGAUGGCGAGAGUGGUUAAGAAUUGGUGGAGCCAUUCAAAGACUGUGGUUCUGAUCUGGUCUAUUUGCAUCGUCCUUUCUUUCUCUUUGUUCCGACUGGCUCUCAAUAAUUCCUCUUCCCUUAAUCCCUCUUCUUCGUCUUCGUCUUCGUCAGAUUCUUCUAUUUCAAAUAUGGAACAAAGAUCAAGAUUAUAUGAUAAAAUGGCAAGGGAUUUGGAUGAGAAUGGACCAACUUUCCUCAAACAUGGAGAGACAUCUCAGUCAUUGUCACUUUCAGAUAUUUUCACCUUGAAGGAUGGAUCCAUAAUGCCUGUACUUAAGGCAGCAAACCCUCCUGUCCGGGCUAAUGUCUUGUAUCUAAGCCCAGAAUACUCAGUGCCCAUCUCGGAGGCUGUAAAACAUAUAUUUAGCCCAUACUUUGAUAAAGCGAUUUGGUUUCAGAACUCUAGUUUAUACCAUUUCAGUAUGUUUCAUGCUUCACAUCAUAUUGAACCUGUUCCUGCGACCGAAGAUGAGAUUGAAGUUGAAGCAACUGCUGUUGGAGCUGUUGUAGAGGGCCUCUGUCCUUUAAAAAUUGUCUUAGAUAGAGUGGUUUUGACUUCGACUGGUGUGCUUCUUGGAUGCUGGCAGGUGAUCUCUGGACCUGAUCCCAUGACCAUUCGUGCUAAAUUGAGAUCUGCACUUCCACAUGCCCCAGAAAAGCAACUUUAUGAUGCUGCCAUUCUUCAUACUUCCUUUGCAAGGCUUCUUGGUCAUCCUAAAGCUUCACCCAUGGAGCCUCCAGAUGAACUAAAAAUUUUCCAUGAGCUGGUUGCGAGCCUAAACAAUAAGAUUCGCGGAUAUAAGGCAGUUAUUUCUGAACUGUGGUAUGUGGAGGAAUAUGACGUGCUGGCACUUGCAUUGGAUGGAAGAAUGAAGGUCCGCAGGUUCCAACUUGGUUGCAAAAGAACCUGAAGGUUUCAUUGUCACAAAUAUAAUUAAUCAUAUAUUGUACAGCUCCAGAAAUUUAUCGUCGUUUUUAACUUUAAACGCAUUGUGGUUUCAUCAUAUCCACAAAUAAAGGGCUCCUGUUUAGGUUAUGUUGCUUAUCUUUAUCCUGCAAAUUGAAAGGCUAAAAAACUUUUGCAUAUUAUCUUCUCUCUUUUAGAUAUAUAAAAUAAAAUUGUCGUAUUAUUUUCA